CGAGAGGUGAAACAAAAGUCAGAUCCACGCGAAAUUCAAGGCACUUCUGUGAAAAAGCCCGAGCCACCUGCUAAAGAACCGUUUGUACGUCCUCAUGGGUUUGAUCGUGGUUUAACGGUCGAACGCAUUCAUGGGUUUAUUCGACGGGCUGACCUCUUGUUUGCCGUCGUUCAGUUCAAAAAUUGUGACGUAGUUGAAAUUCUGGCGACCCAGAUUGUCAAGCAUUAUGAGCCAAUGGUAAGAAAUCCAUCAGUAUUUUGUUUAUGA
Molecule: messenger RNA, 267 nt
Organism: Cooperia oncophora
Lineage: Eukaryota; Metazoa; Nematoda; Chromadorea; Rhabditida; Trichostrongylidae
Source: the annotation of a GenBank genome assembly